AUGAAGCUUUUAUCUAGCGUUUCUCAGCUGUUUUGCUCCAGCGUCACAUUGGUCACAGCACUCGUGAGCAGUGAAACCACUGUUUCUUGCGGCACGGUUGCUACCGGUGGUUUUCUCGAAACUACGCCUUAUAGCUCAUCUACGGCCUCGAUUUUGGCUCGAGGCACACCGGCGAUUGGAGUUUACCAUUUUUACCGUUCUAUCACCUACGUGAGCGAUUGUAACCCUAGCACACGGACCGCGGCAGACGUCAAUCCCACAAUCACUAUAUACUAG
This is a messenger RNA of Lachancea meyersii CBS 8951, 276 nucleotides long. Lineage: Eukaryota; Fungi; Ascomycota; Saccharomycetes; Saccharomycetales; Saccharomycetaceae. The record is from the annotation of a GenBank genome assembly.